UUUUUAUUUAUCCGAACAGAUUUGAACGCUUUUAAUCUUUCACGACGCCCUACGUGCGCCGCCUGGGUCGUUAUCUAAACUCACUUGAGUGUGUCAUCGCUGUCACACCGGUGCUUUUGUUAGUUUUGAAAUUAUUCCGUUGGGGCUGCACUGGAAAGCGGUGUCUGCAUGCUGUGUGUCGGUGGCCAGCUGUGGAACCUGCUGCAGGCAGACUGGACUCUGUCGGAGUGAAGAUCGAGACUCCCAAGCCUCUAACAGAGAGACCCUGAACCCCAGUCCCUCUCUGGACCCCCUGCUGCAGACAGACAGACAGAGAGAGAGAGAUGAUGGCGAAGGAACAGCCCAGCUUAGUGGAUCUCCUCCAUCUCCUGGAAUCCUCAGACCUGCACGAACUGGAUGAAAUCAAGGAGAUUCUCAAUAACAACCUCAGCCAAGACAGAGGGUCCCUCCUCCUGAACAGUCUGGUGGAUUAUUACCUGGAAAGCAGCUCCGCUCAGGCUCUGCACAUCCUGUCCUCUGUGAGGGAGCCCCAUGAUAAGCACCUUUUUGACAAAAUGAACGAAUGCAUGGCGAAGCCAGCCUGCCGCUUGGCCACUCUCACACUGCUGGGUCACGUCAUCAGAAAGCAACCGUCCUGGAUCCACAAGAUCUCCCGGAGCCCUGUGCUGCCGUCGCUGCUCAAAUGUCUCAAGACCGAUGGCGACGCUGUGGUUCUCAUAACUGGAGUCCUGGUGCUAAUUACCCUCCUGCCCAUGAUCCCUCAGGCUGGCAAACAGCACCUCUACGAGUUCUUCGAUAUCUUUGGACGCCUGGCAGCCUGGAACAUGAAAAACCCAGGGCACAUCCCGGAGGUGUACCUGAUCCACCUGCAUGCCAGCGUGUACGCGCUCUUCCACCGUCUCUACGGCAUGUACCCCUGUAACUUCGUCUCCUACCUGCGCUCGCACUACAGCAUGAAGGAGAACAUGGAGACCUUCGAGGAGGUGGUCAAGCCCAUGCUGGAGCAUGUUCGUAUACACCCCGAGUUAGUGACUGGGACCAAGGAUCACGAACUGGACCCAACUAGGUGGAAAAGGUUUGAAAUCCACGACAUUGUUAUCGAAUGUGCCAAAGUGUCCCUCGACCCCAAGGAGGCCUCCUGCGAGGAAGGCUACUCCACCAUGCCGGAGCAUUUCUCUACGCACGUCCAGCACCGGCAGGCGGACCCCACUGCCAGCCCUUUCACUGACCUCCAAAGCAGUUUCGGGAGUUCCUCCUCGACCCCCUUCUCCACCCCUCUGCUGGCCUUGUCUCAGCUCUCAGGGACCCAGCCCCCGUACCGCAGCCCCCAGACGUCCCGCCGCCUGCCUGAACCCAGCCAGGAACUCUUCUGGAGCCCCUCCUCUGUGUGCGGGAUGGCUACACCGCCCUCCUCCCGGGGGAUCUCUCCCACCAGCACCCCCUCGGAGCUGUCCCACAGCGCCUCCCACCUGCCCGGCCGAGUACAAAGCACCCUGGCCGGAGGCAAAGGCACCCCUUCUUGUAACACACCAGCCACCUCCUCUCCCCCGCCUCUCAUUUCAGACGAGUUUGAGCACAUCUCCCUUCCCCCACGAGCCGCCUCUCCAACACGCAAGAAUGGAAAGGCAGAUUCCUGGAAGCCUGGCCUGACGAGACAGGAGAACAUCAGAGACUCGGAGAAAGGGACCUCGGACGAAGCCAAUAACCUAGGUGGGGAGAGCGAGAACUUAAAGACUGUGACUCUAAAUGAGCUGCCGGAGUUCAUCAAGGAGCUGGAGCUGGAGCAGGACCAGCGGAAACUGGAGGAGCGGGAGGAAGAUGCCUUCACGGAGGAGCUGUACGAGAUCACAGCAGCCAAGCGAGAGUCCCCGACUCUCAGGGGCGGCUUCGACUCUCCCUUCUAUCGCACGACGGAGACCCUGACCGGCAACCAGAAGAAGCCUGUGGCUCACCCAGCCCCGAUGGCAGCGUCGAGCUGCGGGCAGAACACCAACUCCACCCCGGACAAGCAGGCAGGGCAGCCAGUGGGGGGCCAGGAGCCCUGCUUCUUCAAGCCGGUCUUUACCCCCAUCGAGGGGCCCCUCCAAGAACCCUUCCGCAGCCACUCCCCCCCAGCUGCGGAUGAGGGCAACAACCAGGGCAAGUACAGCCUGUUCACCCCCAGCCCCUGCAAGGCACAAGCAGCCCCCUACGAGCCCCUGUUCGACCUGGCGCUGCCCAAGGCCGCCGCGCUGUUUGUGGGCAGGAGGACGGCGGAGGCGGUGCGGAGGGCUGGGGCGGAGCGUCUGGUGGAGGAGGAGGAGGAGGAGGAGGGGGAGGCAUCGACCUCCCCUCUGGAGGUGCUGGACCGUCUCAUCCAGCAGGGCAGCGACAUGCACGUCAAGGAGCUCAAGAGGUUACCUUUGCCAAGCAAGUCAGCUGACUGGACUCACUUCGGAGGCACCGCCCCGGUGGAUGAGCUGCAUACCCUGCGCAGUCAGCUGCUCCUCCUGCACACUCAGCUACUGUACGAGCGCUACAAGAGAGAGCAGCACGCGACCCGCAAUCGCCGGCUGCUGCGCCGCAUCAUCAACGCCACUGCGCUGGAGGAGCAGAACGCAGCCAUGAAGGACCAGCUGAGCCUGCAGGAGGUGGAUAUGCAGUCUCUGAAGGACAGCCUGCAGGAUGAGCAGCUCCGGUACCAGCAGCAGAGGGAGGAGCAUGAGAUGAUGGUUUCCCGGCUGCACAGCCAGACCAAGCAGCUGCAGCAGGGUCGUGACGAGUACUACGCCAAGAGCCAGGAGCUGCAGAGUAAAUUGGUGGAGUGCCAGAAAGAGAUGGGGAUGCUGAGGGCAGAAUUACAGAAAGCCAACAAAAAAGUGUGCAACAAAGGACACCUGCUGAACCUGCUCUCACAGAAGCUGACCAGCAGCGAGACGGUCCAGCAGCAGCUCGAGUUCCUGAACAAACGGCUCCUCCUCCUGGGAGAGGCCAACGAGCUUUAUGCGGAGGAGCUGCGGCACUCGAACCCGGACAACACAAAGGAGGUGGAGAUGAUGCAGGCGUCCCACAAGAAGGAGCUGGACAAGAUGAAACAGAGCGCGGUGCAGCAGAGCCAGCGGCUGGAGGCGGCGCAGAAGCGCAUUGCGGAGCUUGAGUCCCAUCUUGCCAAGAAGGAGCACCUCUUACUGGAGCAGAAGAAGUACCUGGAGGACGUCAAGACCCAGGCCAAGGGCCAGCUGCAGGCGGCGCAGAGCAGGUACCAAGCUCAGAGGCAGAUCACCCAGGUGCUGGAGAAGGAGAUGCUGGAGCUGUACAGCUGGCUGGAGAGGGAGGGAGUGCCACAGAAACCAGGAGCAGCGUCCUGCAGUACAGGGGCAGGAGGGGGAGAGACCGAGGCCUGCAUGCCCACUGACUCCAGGACAGACGGCAGUGCUGCAGUGUCGAUGAAACCAGGGGUCCCUGACGGUACAGCCAGCGGUCAAGCUAAUUCACCGAAGGCCAGCAGCAGCACUUUAUCGCACGGACAGCAGCAGCAGCUGCCGCAAGCUUCGUUGACGGCAGGCAGCGGUGGCGGCUCUGUGAACGGCAGCCGGCAUCCACCCAUCGUCCUGGAGCCUUCCCCCUCCCACUCCUCCUCGUCCUCCUCCGUUGGCGACAUCCCGAUCACCGUGGGCUCCUACCCCAGCGCCAAGAGCUUCCUAGGCAUGCGGGCCCGCGAGCUGUUCAGGAAUAAGAGCGAGAGCCAGUGCGACGACGACGAUGGCCCGCGCCUGGCCAGCCUCGCCCAGUCGCUGAAGACUGACCAGUGCGUGGAGCCGUCAGCAGCAGAGGGAGUGGGCCAGGGCCAGGAUCAGGGGAGGGGGCUCCCAGCCAAGGAAGAGCAGACUGCCGGACAGCAGAGAGCGCAUCACCGGGAGCGGCAGAGGCAACAGCAGCUGCGGAUCAUGGACUACAAUGAGGCACAUCAUGAGCACAGUUAGAGCUCUGAGAGCGAGCUGGAGAGAGAAAGAGGGGACUCCAGUGUUAUUAUUCUCAUUCCCUGAAUGGACAGCAGGAUUUGACCCUUAAUGCAUCCCUGACCCCCAUUGCACUCAUCCCCACCCUAUCCCUCUUCAUUAUCGCAGCUGAGUAAGAGUAAAAUGCAGCCAGAAGCGGUUGGGUUGGGUUGGGUUGGGUUUGUUAGGUUGCUGUUUCGAGGUGGCUACCGGUCUAGCAUCAGUGACAUGGAAGGGUGUGGGGCGAAGAGUUAAUGGUUAAUAAUAAAAAAGAAAAGAUUUUAUAUUGUAUAGCGCUUCACUGCGUUUACCAUCAAAAGUGCUUCUCAAAAAUUCAAAAAUAAAAUAAAAACUUACCCCCCCCCACCCCCCUGCUUUGGCUAACCAAAAAUAAAUACAAAAACAAUACACAAAAAAAUACAAAAAAAAAAAAAAAAAACCAACAAAAAAAACAAAGUAUAAACUAUAAGAUGAACCCCAGUUAGACUGGGACUCGUCUGGAACGGAUCGGACUGGGGAUCUGAGCAGCAGGCUUGUUGGGUCUCUUAGUGACACAGGAGACUACAGAUUUUGGGGAUAGCGCCGUGCUGUGUCCACAGGGUGGACUCCUGUUCAGUUCAGGCACUGCUGCUGUUGUACAGUGAAGUAUAGGAGUCGGCUCUGGUUGGGCUGCAUUUGUUUUGUGUUGGAAUCGUGCAUAUCUGCACAGCGCCCCCUGGUGGUGCGGUGCUCAAGUGAAGUAUCAAUAAUAAAUCAAAGCUCUAGAAAGAAAACACAACAGAUGUCAGUCUUUCUAUUUUAUUCGGUUUUUUUCCUUCUUUAUUUGGACUAACUCCCUUUCCCAGUCUAUUAGACUUCUCUUAAAGAGGUGUUUUCGAAUGUAAAAACGAAUCUAACCCUGCUGAAGCGGUGUACGAGUGAGCACAUGCCCGUACAGUAUUUUUUCAUUGGAGCCACUGUGAUUCGGUUGCCAAAGUGAUACCUGCAGCAUAAGCUUCUGCCUGGAGCAAAACAUGCCCAGGUCUGAUUUUUGAAGUUCUCGAUUAAAGUGCCAAGUAUUCUUCAAGAUGCUAGAAGUAUAACGUGUGAAUGGUUUUUGGAAGGUAAAUAAGUGUCUAAUAAUUAAGAAUGCUAGUAAUCAGCAGAAUAAGCUCAAUCCUAACGUGUGGUAUUACUAACUUUCACUAGGUUGAUAUAUUAUUUUUUUCUUGCCUUAGGUUAACGAUAAUAUAGAUGAUCCCAUUUAAUUCAUUUCAAACCCUCCUGGCUUCAUGCUGGGCUGUGCUUGUGCUCAGUUAGGCAGGGCGCAGGUAGGUGAAGUGGCCCACUGGCUCUGCUCCCCCACCUACCUUUGAAGCUAAUGCCAUUCCUGCUUCGCCCCAGUCCUUACAUUGAUGCACAGUCACUUUAGACGGGGAGUCUGUAUUAACACAGAGUGCAUUCUGUCAAUAAGGACAGGUUUGAAAUACGAUUCCCAUAGCAGAUUGUCCCGUUCCAGAGUUUACAGCUCAGAGCUCAAUUGGUACUGGCGCUUAUGACUGCUGUGACUAAUCCAAUCGUAAGAGACAGAAUUACACUGCAGCGCAAUGGGGUGAGGGAGAGGCGCAGGGGAAGUAUAAUAUACUAUAGAAAUAAAACACGCAGAAACAUGUGCCUCUCUUGGCUUUAUUAUUUUUUUAUUCUAUGGCUUUGAGAUCCACUCGGGGCAGAUGCAGUGCCGGUGGUCUGAAGGACAUGGAAACUCAUUUUAGUUGACUUAAUUUGCUUUAAAAUUGUGCUCAGUCUUUCUCAAGCAAUCUGUAUAAAAUGUUCUAUAUUAAAUAUGUUUACGUUGAACUAGCUUCUCUAAACGGGCAGAUAAGAGAAUUGAAAUCGUGCUGGUAAAAAAUUGCAGCGCUUUUAAGACAAAUUAAGGGCUAAAACUUUUUUUUUUUGCACACAUAUACAGCUAUGGCCAAAUGUUUUGCAUCACCCUAUAGAAUUAACUAACUUUGCUUCAUAAAGGCGAAUGAAACCUGCUGAAUAAUGUUACUUUAACAUUUUGAAUUACAUACCGCUUUGUAGUUUUCCAUAGACAUAAAGAGAAACUGGCAAAAAUCUCACAUGAAAUACUGUACUACUAUCAUGGCUUCCGGUAGACUCUUACGAUAACAUUUUGUAGUUUCUUUGGUUACAUGAUGUUAAAUAAAAAAUCUAAAUUAUGUUCAUAAAGUGUCUCAGUCCUAAAAUUCUAGGUGAUGCCAAACUUUUGGCCAUAGCUGUACAUACAUACAUAUACAUGCAUGCAUACAUAUAUACAUACGUGCAUACAUACAUACAAUAAUCAGUUUGCGUUCAACCUCUAAACCUCUGUUGUGGUGAUGUAAUAAUCAAACAUUACGAAAUGCAUUAUCGCACUUCUCUCUAGAGGGUUCAGCGUAAAGCACCCAGUGUUAUUUAGACAAUCCAGCUAAGGCACUGGGUUUAAAAUCCCUUAACAAGGCUUUAUUCCAUUGUGGUCUCGAUGUACAGCGCUCGCGUUUUGAUUGAAGGAGCGCGUUUCAGUUGUGCCACACCAGCAAUGCCACAGAACCUCCUGUUCACUUAUAAGUGUGACUGUUGCCCUCCCACAUGCACGGCACAGUGCCCCCAUCAAGCACUGCUCUUCGUCCAGGCAAAAUCCAGAAGUAUUGCUUUGAGCCAACGUUACUGAAAUCUGUGUACAAGUGCCAAGCUUAAUGCAAUAGGAUUCAUCGUUACCCAGUAGUAUCUGAUGACACAGAUACGCUGGUUUGAAGAUGCGAAACAAGCAUCCUUGUUUGUUUUUGGUUUUAAUGAAAUGCGAUUGAAUGGCGUUAACCCACCUCUGAUUCUAACCUCCUCUUGCUGCAAUGGCAGCUUCACGUGUAUGCUGCAGUUACUCCGCCCCUGACCCAGGGCAUGUCGCACUACCCUGUGGUGCUCGAACAUGUCCUUCCUAAUCCAAAGCAGGCAUAUUCGGCUGGUCCCUGUUUUGAAGGAGCUUGGUGAAUGUUAUGCCCAACUUCAGACUUCUCCAAUAGGGAAAUCUGGGCAUAGGAAAACCAGACUAUUGAAGGGAAAUGGUCUCUUUUUAAAUACCCCCCUUUUAACACUACCCCCCCCCCCCCCCCCCCCCAUUUAAAACCACCAUACGGUGUGUUUGACUUUGCUCUGCUUCCCAGUUACUUGACCUAAUGUCUGGGGUUUUUUUUUUUACGUUGGCUAAAAUCAACAGUCUCACAGUCAAACGCCCAGGUGGUAGGGUGACUGAUCCACACAGCGUCGUCCAGUUGAGAUUUAUUUGGAACUAAGCGGUUCUGUGUUUGCGAUUGCCUGUUCUCUCCUGGUUACAGGAUGCUAACCACCCCCCCCCCCCCCCCCUUUCCGUCCCCUUAGAAACUUGAAAUAAAAGCGAGACAGCUAGCUGUCAAUGGUUCAAACAAUGCCAUUAUCUUUCAGAAGUGGUUAUUAUACAUUAUAUCGUACUGUAGGUGAUCACAAGCUGUUUUGAAAGGGUUAUGAUUCUGUGGGAUAGAUUCUGAAAACCUGGCAGCAGGUCAGCGUGCACAAAGUCUACAUAUAAUACAAAUCCUGUUGUCCGCUUGGGGUUUAAGACUUUGCCUUGCUAUCAUAAGCAUGUACAACAAUCCACUUCAAAUGCAAAUAACAUUUACAGACUUGCAAAGAGAACCAAUCUGAUACAAUCGGAGUGAAAGAAAGUUCCAUCUCCUUUUUCAGUAGAAUGUUCUGAACAAACAAACCAUUCUAAAUGUAAAAGAAAAAAGCAGUUGCUUGUGUUUAACUGUGAACAAAAAAUAAAAAAUCAUCUUCAAUGUUUUGCA
Acipenser ruthenus (sterlet) is the source of this 7819-nucleotide messenger RNA. Its product is annotated as hamartin-like. The transcript is spliced from 22 exons. NCBI's taxonomy places the organism in Eukaryota, Metazoa, Chordata, Actinopteri, Acipenseriformes, Acipenseridae. The record is from RefSeq and is a predicted model, not a curated record. Gene Ontology annotation, biological process: negative regulation of TOR signaling; regulation of cell cycle; negative regulation of cell population proliferation. Gene Ontology annotation, cellular component: TSC1-TSC2 complex. The coding region runs from base 324 to 3962 and encodes 1212 amino acids.